Messenger RNA from Lethenteron reissneri (Far Eastern brook lamprey), 8113 nucleotides. Its product is annotated as angiopoietin-2-like. Gene Ontology annotation, cellular component: fibrinogen complex. NCBI's taxonomy places the organism in Eukaryota, Metazoa, Chordata, Hyperoartia, Petromyzontiformes, Petromyzontidae. Gene Ontology annotation, biological process: blood coagulation, common pathway; platelet aggregation; fibrinolysis. Gene Ontology annotation, molecular function: extracellular matrix structural constituent; protein-macromolecule adaptor activity. The record is from RefSeq and is a predicted model, not a curated record.
UACUACCUACCACCCUUAAUCCACAGCUGUUGGGCUUCUUAACAGUGGGUUUACGUCUUGAAAGCUAAUUUAUUAUAAAUGAGCAAGUAAAUUGCAGAUUAGGCCUUUAAAGUAUUUUGGAGUUAAAGAAUUCAGAAAACUACAAUCUGUUGAAUUAAAACUCAAGAGCUGGGGGUAUAAGGAACAUCGCAUCAAACAAUGAACCCAGUGGCGCAAAUGGUGAGCUCGGCGAUGCUGCUGCUGCUGUACAUGUGGGCGCUUGGCGAGCCUCUCGGCACUCAUCGUGGGGCGAGGGCAGCCUCCUCUUAUCGCCGGGUGCGCGGUGGCCUCUGCACCUACACCUUCGUCAUCCCGCCCGACCUCUCUGCGUGCGCAUCCCUCGCACAGUCUAUGAGAGACGCUGAUCCGGAUGAAGAAGACUCGGACCGGAUUCACAACAAGGACAGGACUCGCAGUCCUGAUCGGAAGGGAGAUCUGGAAGCGGCGUCGCCUGUGGAUGGGGAUGUGUCAAAGAAGGACCUGGACGAGACGAGCGAGAGGAUACAGCAGCUAGAGUCAGCUCUGGGCAACGCCACGCUGCGUCUCCACAAGCUGGAGAGCACGGUGCGAGAGGCGGGCGGUGCGCGUGGGCACUCUGGCAUCACUCGUUCCCUCCAGAAGAAGGUUCUAGAACAAGCACGGAACAUUCAAACCCUUCAGCACAACAACAGGCACUUGGAGAGGAAGAUUACAGAGCUGGAGAGUAGGCGUGAAGUGACUCGGAGGAAAAUCUUGAACCAGCAGCCUUAUACAUCAACGACCACGAAUGACGAUGAUGGAGAUGAUGAUGACGAGGAUGAUGAGGAUGACAAUGAUGAUGAUGAUGAAGAAGAAGAAGAUGACGAUGCUCAUGAUGAUGAUGAUAAGAACAAUGAAGUAUCCAUACGCCACCAGUCCAGUGAUGAAUCUCAGCCCAAUAACCGCCUUUUGCAUGGAGGAAAAUCUCAACACAACACAACAGCUGUCCAGGGUCGAGCAAGAGGUGCCCAGGUUACCAGCGAAUUUAGAGGGGCCACGGCAUCUGGUGAGACCGGACGUGACAUCACGGUCCGGGGUGCUGCCAUCGCUGGUGUCUCUGCAGGGUCUGGUGGGCCCUAUCAGGACUGUGCCGAGAUCUACCGCAGUGGGCAGACGAGGAGUGGCAUAUACGUGCUUCACGUGUUUAACACUUCACACACGCUCAAGGUGUACUGCGACAUGCAGACGGAGGGCGGUGGCUGGACGGUCUUUCAGCGCCGUGAAGAUGGACAUAUCAACUUCAACCGCCCCUGGCAGGACUACAAAUUGGGCUUUGGGAGUGCGGACAGAGAGUACUGGCUGGGCAACGAGGCGGUCCACGUGCUGACAUCCAGGCGACCCCAAGCGCUCCGCAUCCUCCUCUGGGACUGGGACGAGAACCAGGCGUACGCCUCCUACGCUCGCUUCACCCUGAGAGGGGAGGCUGCUAGAUACAGGUUGCUGGUCAGUGGGUUCUCUGGUACAGCCGGCCGCUACAGCAGCUUGGUGCAGUCGGGUGCCGAGUUCAGUACCCGCGACCAGGAUCACGACCGCUGCCAGUGCAAAUGUGCCCAGCUGAGCUCAGGGGGCUGGUGGUUUGAGGCAUGUGGGCCCUCCAACCUCAACGGGCAGUUCUUCCCAAAGGGCUCCCACUACGGCCACUUUAACGGAAUCAAGUGGCACUACUGGCGUGGAGCCAGCUACUCUCUCAAAGCCUCCACCAUGAUGAUUCGUCCCGCCGACUUCUAACGGUGCAUGGCGGACGCACACACGCGCGAUGGUGCAUCAUGACGAUCGUCGGCAACACAAAUGCACGUCCGUUAGGGGUGUAAAAAUUAUUCGUACCGUUAUGAGUCGAUGAAUUGUUGCUAUUGAAGAUUCUUUUUUUUUACCCUGAGCUGUGCAGCACUCUGAUGUAUUUUAGGGUUGGUACAGCAAAUUGCUCGGCAUGUCGUCCGAUGUUCCCCUCCCCAUGCCGCAUGGGAGCUUCUUUCGGGAACCGAAUUCACUCCACGAUGUUGGGGGCGACUUCAGGGACUGCAUUCAGAAGAAGCUCACCAGCACGCAGAGUGAAAGGCGAACUUCAUGCCGAGCAACAUGCGAUUCAACCUGAAGGUUCAGCAGAGCUUUUUUUCUCAAUUUAGCCAGGUAAAUCUCACCGAGCUAUGAGCUCUUUUUUUAGAGGCGGCCAUCAAAGUGGCUUAUACCAAUCAUCGUCAUCAUAUGAGGGAAUUUAGAGUCGCAGCCCAAUAAUCUAAACGCAUAUUUCUAAAUCUGGUGGGCAAAACCGAAGGACCCUGAGAGAAAUCCACGCGUCCACAGGGAGAGAAUUUACGGUGCUAUACGGCGCAACCGCAAAAAACCUAAGCAGUAUUACUGUGGUGAAUAUAGCUACCAGUAUUGUAGCUGCCACGUGACUUAAUUACAAGCAACAUAAGCACAUGUACAGCCCUCGUUAGUUCACUGCUGGAUGAGGUUCUUUCCACACUGUGCAGGUCACGAGUGAUAUAGUUGACCAUACUUCACCACCCUAGUCAACAUGGGUUUGCGAAGGCAGGGGCGUGUGGAAGUACAGAAUAAUACUCGCUGCUGGCCACGACGCAGUCCAUGUAUAUUCAUAAAUGCAACAUAUACCAAUUGAAAAUAUACACAUUCAAUUCAAUCCUUGUGGCUUGAGAUUGAUAAUUGACAUUAACCCUUCAAUCGGGAGCAUUGCUGCACCCCGAAUACUUUGCACCCUCAGUUAAUUCUCCAUGAAAACCGUGGCAUGACUCGAAACAAUGAUGUGCGUAACGCAUUGAUGUUUGGUGGGCUCAACCACGCUUUAUGCUAGCGCUUACAUUUUAACCGCCUUCAUUUGUACAAUAUGUUACCGAAAGUACAUAACAUGUAUGCUGUAAUAGACAAUAGUAAUGUUGGAGAUGAUGUCGGUGUUAUUGAUAUUGGAGUAGAGAUGCAGUAAAUGACAGUGCUAAUUUUUGCUGGAGGAAAUCUCUUCAUAUUGUAAUGCCAGUGGUGGACAUGUGGAUUAAAAUGAUUUUGAUGAUGGUGCUCUAUUAGUCUCUGGGAAAGCACAAAGAACCGUCAGAUCGUUCAUUGUAGUGGUGUAAUCAACCGUUAUAGCGAUGUGUAAUCAACCGUUUGAACGAUGCACCGCACACAUGACCACGGGCGCAAAAUUGCGACAGUGAUGAGUGACAGACUUUAUGCUCAUCGCCAAGUGUCGCUCGCCCUCACUGGCUUUUCUCUGCGCUGUAAUACAGCAUCUCCAAUUCGCACCUCAACCACUUGAGGCAAGUCUGAGUCCAAUGGGAAACCAAUGCCACGAAUGCAACAGCAGUAGUUGCCUCCAUCAGAUGUGGAAGUGGCCUACAACAAAAGUGGUCUAUUCCAACGGCUGGCGUAAUUGCUAUAAUUCCGCACAUCGCACCAUUUAUAUUUUCUUCGUACGGCUUAUGUUCAUGUAGAGCAACAACGAUAAUUUUACGAGUGGCUGAGCCAGAUAAAUGUGUCAGGAGUAGUGGAGUGUAUCACACCGAUGCCUCCUUCGUAUUUGUCAAUCGCGCAUUGUUGAGUCGUUAUAUAUGUUCCAUCGUAUGUUAUGUGUAACCAGUCGCACACUGGAGCGUUUUUUUAUUUUCCAUUCGUGCAUCAGCUAUCCGCAUCUGCCAUGGUCUGCGCGGAUGAGGUUUGUUUGCCUCAAAAUCAUUUGUAUUGCAACUAGGAAUGGCAUUAAGACAGUUCCAAGUAUAAAACACAUGUAGUGUAUUAGAACAGUCCAAUAGCACAUUAUUACGAUAGCUGUGCUGCAAUCGUAUGAUCUUUGUUCACGUGCUGAUAAUCCUCUUAACGCAUCAUGCCCACCGUGGGUGAACUGCUAUUGAUGUCACCAAUAGGGAAUUAUCUGAAUGUUGACACAUUAAAGGAAAACACGUUUUUUGUUUUUGCGCUUAAUUCAAGCAUUGAGAGGGAUAAUCGGAAUGCAGUCACCUAAAAACACCAUAUAAACGAAUCAUUUUCUAGAAUGGGGCCGACAAUUGACUACACGGCACACCAAUUUGCAAAAAUUACCUUCAUAACUUAAUCAUACAAAUGGUAAAAAAAGCAGUGGCUCAGCGAUAGUGAGCAGCUCACAAUCUGAAGGUUGCAAAUUCAAAUGCUGGUUGGGUGUCAAUAAAAUGUAUACCAUUCAAUCUUGAUUUGACGCUUUCGUGACUGCAAGAAUCCAUACUCUUUGGUUCUUUCGGUAAAGUCACGUAGGUAUAAAAUAAAUCACGACGUUUCGGACGCAACACAAGCGUCCGUCAUCGGGUGGGAAAGCAUGGUCUGCUGCUGAGGCAGCUGAAACAGUCUGACGGACGCUUGUGUUGCGCCCGAAACGUCGUGAUUUAUUUUAUUUUAUACCUACGUGACUUUACCGAAAGAACCAAAGAGUAUAAUUUAUACCAUUUUAUGGAUAUACUCGCCCAUGCAACAGGAACGUGGAAUUUCCACCACUGGUUCAGGGCUGGCAAUAAAUGAGAACUGCUUCAAUGCUCAGUUGAGCAAGAAAUCACCGUGACUUUUUUUUUCUCCACGAUGUAACUUAGAAUAUUAAGAUGCAUUAUUACUAAGGUAUGGGUUUUUAACAUUUCUACAAAGACACGAGGCAAACAGAAAUCUAUGCGCAUUAUUUUAUUGUUUUAGUGCAGGUAUAUGCCACGCGUCACAUCAUGCAAAUCACGCGUGUGAUGCAAUGCGGCCGUCGCACCUGGACGCAAGGGCAUCAAUCUUACAGCCCCCGGUCCAGGUGUGGUGCAAACCAGUGGUUUCCAACCCAUAGUCUGCGAGUCAACGGUGGUCUGGAAGGCCACAGAAAAGUGGCCCCACGGAACUGGCGCGGGUAGAUAUUACGGACAUUCCAAUUGUUUCACAAAACACCAUAUUGUUCGUGGUCCAUUGCACAACUAUUUAGAAUGGUCAAUAAAAUAUUAACAAUUGUGAUGGUUUCUCAAGUAACGUUUUACAACGCUUAUCGAAGUAAUUUUAAGACAUUUUUAAUUGGUGCAAGAUGGUUCGCAAAACGUUUUGAGAGCUGACGCAGCUCCGCGGCUCCAGAAAGGUUGGGAACCACUGACCUUAACCAUCGAACUCAAAUCUUUAUCACAUUUUAAUUCUACUGCAUUUAUAGAAAUACGAAAUUAUCUGACCAUGUGUUAUGGUUUCCCAGUUCUCCACUGCAAAAAAAAGAUAUAAUCUCAAAUGGUUAAUGAAACACAACAAAAUGUAAAACAAAAUCCAGUGUAACUACGUGACUUUACCGAACGAACCAAAGAGUAUAUAAACACUAUGUUGUUUUUCAUUAUUCUUUUCCAAAAAGCACUCCAACCUGCCCUCAUCCAUGUUCUUAAUUUUAUUGCUUUGAUCCCAAUGUGAUUUAAAUAACUGCCAAAUGAAGCGUUUUCCAGUUGUCCGACAGAUAACAUUUUACUGUUCAGCACGCUUUGCACGUACUGUAUUUAUCUCGAGCCCCACUUUGCAUAUUUGUUAAACUUACGUUCUUCUAUAAUUUCCUAGAGUUAAUUUCCAUAUCUCGUUAUUAUGACAUCGCCUAUACAGGGACUCCUCUACCUAUCAACGAGUUAGGUUCCAGAGUUAUGUUCGUAAGUCGAUUUGUUCAUAAGUCCAACUUUACUCCUCUCGAUCCAAACAUAUUGUACAGCAUGUACACUAAACACGGGGAAUGACUUUAAAAGUUGUAUAAUCUCUUGUAGAUUCCACCACCGCCAUCUAUUGCGUGGCGGUUGAACUUAUGACUCUCGUUCGGGACAACUGGACAUACGGACAGGUUUGUCCAUAUACCGGAAAGUUCGAAGGUCGAAUGUUCGUAAGUAGAGGAGUCUCUGUAUUUAAGCAUUACAUUUUUCCAAUAAGAUGUUCAGUAAACAUUCUAAUGCAGCUCUGAAUGACACAACUGUUACCUUGACUCCCCAUUUAGCAUGCAUUUUGGUACUUUGUUCAUCCACUCUCAAGUCAAGCUGCUCCAUUCUUAUCAUCGGGAUAUUAUUAUUUCCGAUCAAAUGUAUUUAGGCCUCGAGUUUGCGAGAGAAAUUAUUGCAUCAAUUUCCACCGACUCAAAUGUCUUGUCAUAGUCAACAAUGGCUCGGUUAUGAUCAUUGAUAUGUCUUUGAUAUUCACGUCUUUUUCCAGUGAUUUCCGUUAACAAAAUGUGUACAAGUGUUAUAAUAGGAAAAUUAUAAAACGGGUUCGUCUUCCUAAAUCUGUUUGUAAAACUGACACACCUCUGGUGUUCUGCUUACAAGUCAGCCUAUUCCUAUAAAAAAACACAAUGGGAAACCAAUAUUAAUGACCCACCUGAAGACGAUUGCUUGUGUGUUUUUUCUACCUACGUGACUUUACCGAAAGAACCAAAGAGUAUGACCAUUAAUUCUUAUCAAGGCUGAUAAUUAACAAUCAGCAACAAGGCCAAACCUUUCCAGUUAAGGAAAACACGUUUAACUUUACCUAUUAAGCUAUUAUAAUUUAUAUUAACAUAGUCAUAGGUUAAAAUUAGUUGCAUAUGCUAUAAAGGACUUUGCUCUAUACCAUGGGUUCUCAACCAGGGUUCCAUAGACCCCUAAAGGGGCUGCAGGUAUCAUUAAGGGUCAUUGAAAGACCAAUGGAUCUUGCAGGGGUAUGAAAAGUGACAAGGAGGUUGCAAUUAAUCUAUACACCAGCAACUAUACUAAUCCCUAACCCUAACCAACGAUGCAACUGUCAGAGCAACUCACCACCUUCGUCAUUGACACCACCCUAUAACAGCAAGGCGCGUGGCGUACAAUACUGUCAUAGAAGGGUAUUUUGGGUGACGAUUCUUCUGCGGAAGAUAGUGCAAAACAAAUUUCACUGGCAUAGCUGGAAGCGGUGUUACAAUGAAGUAGGUGGUGAUGUCCUUUUAUCUGUGCUUCUACACCACUCUCAUAUGUGGUGUCUAAUUAAUUGCUUUGGUUAUAAAUACAGGUUAACAGGUUCAGUGGCAUUUCAGUAGUGGUUUAAAGAGGUCCCAAGUCCAACACGAUGAGGUUGAGAACCACUGCUGUAUACUGCACAUUAAGAGUAUACACUUUAUAUAAAUAUAUGUGCACACCAAGAGUACUGUACGUAUACAGUAUAGUUAUAACUCUAUAAAUCUGUAGUAAUAACGUUGCUAAUAGUGCACUCUAUUCAAAAUGCUUCCUCAAAUUCCUUUUAGGUUAAGUUGCAUCAUUAAUACAUUUGCGCAUGCAGCCAACACAUGCAAAAGAAUUGCUUAAUAAAAUGUUAAUUUUGUUAACACUCGUCAGUCGUCAGUGUUAGUUAUUAACUGUUAAGUGUACCGAUGGCCCAAUUAAUAGCAUGUAUAACACACUCUCCACCAACGGCCCAUACACACACACCUGUGCAAUAUGCUUUCCGUCACGCCACCCACUCAACACAGAAAUUGUUAGCGUGUGCGCGUCAUUGCACAUGACAAUCGCACACUACUUUCCACUGGGUAACACACACGCCAUGCCCUCGACCUCACUAAUAUGUCCCGUCCCAUUCUCACCACGUUCAAGCUCGUGAAAUCACAUGCCGAAGCACAAAACAUGUACGCACCAGUGCACACUCCUUCAAUAACUUUGCAUGCACAUUCAAGAUAGCGUCGUUUCUGUGUGGAUGUGUCACGUUACACGUGCACAAUAACUUUCCCAUCCACAGCACAUUCUUACUGGCUCUCCGUUAUCCGACAAAAGUGUGCAUUCAGUUACCAGCUAACACAUUUUUCAAGCUAUCCUUUAUAGGCUACUAGUUACACGCAUUCACCUAUGAACCAACACGUAUACGUGUGGGUCACUCGUUACUACUUAACAUAGCACACUGCAUUCGUGUUAAUUUCACAUGCAUGCACGCACACACUACCAAUUUCUCACUAGAGUAAUGACAACCACACAUCACUAUCCAGUCUGCAAUAUAUCACACAUACAAUAGCUUUUCGCUUCACAAAUAAAUCCCACAAUUCCACAGGUUCACGCUCAUUAAUUCACACUAUCUCAAUCUCACAAGCAAAAGCUAGUAC